AUGGGGACCAAGAUUUCAAAGUUCCUGAAUCGAGGACAAGCGUCGGAUGACGAAUGCAACGAUUCACAGAAAUCUCGUCGCUUCCACGAGCGCUUUGUUGCUGGUAAAUCGUCGGUUCGAUUGGCACUGCUGGCGACGCUGGACCAGGUCACUCGAACCGUCCAAAGAAGGGAUCUUUCCGAGGCGUCCAUGGUUCAGAUUUCAGCUCUUUUGACCUCGAUCGACCAGAUCGCACGUGAAGAUAUGAACAACAAGAAUGAUCAACACAAACGAGGAUUCCGACGACUGUCGAGCUCGCAGUGGCGCAAGAAUGGCAAUGCUCCGAUUGUGCCUACGGCGCUGAACUCAUUCAAGGCUUUCGACGCCGCGCAAGACUUGGGAGAAACUCUGGCAGCAUUCAGCAAUCUACUCAACGACUGCGGUCUCAACGGUGUCAAAGUGGACGAGCCGUGGCAUGUGUUUUUCCACAUCAAGGCGGCAGUGUACAGCAAGUUGAGCUUCCGUCACAAGCAGCUCUUUAAGCUGCUAGAUGCACGCUUUAACCUGGACGUGUACACAAGGAAACAUGCUGCCAGGAAGCGUGUCUGCAUCGUUGGGGCUGGGCCGGUUGGUCUCCGUGCUGCAGUCGAAACGGCAUUACUUGGAGGUCAGGUGAUUGUACUAGAAAAGCGGGAACACUUCAGUCGAGAGAACAUGCUUCACCUGUGGCCGUGGGUGAUUCAGGACUUGGUAUCUCUCGGAGCGAAGGUCUUCUUCCCGCAGUUUGGCAAGUCGAACUCGCACUUCUAUGUCAGUAUGCGGCAGCUGCAGGUUAUCUUGCUCAAGGUCGCACUGCUUCUUGGUGUGACGAUCUAUCCAGCCACAGAUUUCGAGUCUAUUGUGCCUCCGGGUCUGGAGGAGAGUGGCGGUGAACCUUUCUACUCAGUGGUAACUCAGCCGCAGAUCCCGACAAUGGAGUUCACAGCGGUGCUGGGUGCUGCUGGAACGAACGAUAAGCUAGCCAAACCUGCUGGUAUCAAUCGGUUCGUGUACAGUGAUAAGGAAGCUCUGGGGAUCGUCUGUUACUUCCCGAAUCUUGGGACUUCUGACGAGGUGAAAGCCAAGGAGUUCUCAUGGACUACCCAGCAAAAGCACCCGAUGCUUGACAAAUUGCGUGACAUUGGAUUAGAUCUGGAGAACAUCGUGUACUACCGUGGAGAAAUGCACUAUCUGGUGAUGACACCGAAACGUCAGAACUUAAGAGAGCUUCAUGUGGUAAACGAAGAUCGCCCAAGCUCGACAGAUCUGGUCAUGGACGACAACAUCAACAACAGCGCAUUGUAUGAGUUUGUCAAGGGAAUUGUCGACUUCGCUGGUAUCCCGAGGAAAACAGACUUCACACGUGUCAGUCUCUUUGAUUUCAGCUCUCUCACCCGUGCAGACAAGGCUGCGAGUAUCCUCUCGUCGCAUGGUAAGAAGCUUUACGUCGGUCUUAUUGGAGACUCGUUGCACGAGCCCGUAUGGCACGAUGGUGUGGGAACUUGCAGUGGCUUCUUGAGUGCAUUGGACAGCGUGUGGAUGGUGGCACAGAUCGGCCGAGAUCCCGAUGAACAGCUUCUGGUCGACCGUGAAGCCGCAUACCAAGUGACGAUGCGAGUGUCGAACAAUCACCGUGAAGACUUGCAGAAGAAUAUACGCAAGUACACAGCUGAUCCAAGAUCGCGCUACACCGUCUAG
Phytophthora infestans T30-4 is the source of this 1716-nucleotide messenger RNA. RefSeq lists its product as uncharacterized. The coding region runs from base 1 to 1716 and encodes 571 amino acids. The record is from RefSeq and is a predicted model, not a curated record. The transcript has 2 exons. NCBI's taxonomy places the organism in Eukaryota, Oomycota, Peronosporomycetes, Peronosporales, Peronosporaceae.